Messenger RNA from Delphinapterus leucas (beluga whale), 2761 nucleotides. It is a transcript of the gene CBX8, whose product is annotated as chromobox 8. Gene Ontology annotation, cellular component: chromatin; PRC1 complex. Gene Ontology annotation, molecular function: chromatin binding. The record is from RefSeq and is a predicted model, not a curated record. Gene Ontology annotation, biological process: negative regulation of transcription by RNA polymerase II. NCBI's taxonomy places the organism in Eukaryota, Metazoa, Chordata, Mammalia, Artiodactyla, Monodontidae.
GUGCGCUGGCUGCUGCUUUUCUGCUCCUGGAAGCGGCCAAGGGGGGAAGCGGCGAGUCAACAUGGAGCUUUCAGCGGUGGGGGAGCGGGUGUUCGCGGCCGAAGCCCUCCUGAAGCGGCGCAUACGGAAAGGACGCAUGGAAUACCUCGUGAAAUGGAAGGGCUGGUCGCAGAAGUACAGCACAUGGGAACCUGAAGAAAACAUCCUGGAUGCUCGCCUGCUCGCAGCCUUUGAGGAAAGGGAACGAGAGAUGGAGCUCUAUGGCCCCAAAAAGCGAGGACCCAAACCCAAAACCUUCCUGCUCAAGGCCCAAGCCAAGGCAAAGGCCAAAACUUACGAGUUCCGAAGUGACUCGGCCCGAGGCAUUCGGAUCCCCUAUCCCGGCCGCUCACCCCAAGAACUGGCCUCUACUUCCCGGGCCCGUGAGGGCCUUCGGAACAUGGGUCUUUCGCCACCGGGGAGCAGCAGCACCUGCCGAGUGGAGCCCCCUCGGGACCGUGAUCGAGAGAGGGAGAGGGAACGAGAGCGUGAACGGGGUGCUAGCCGCACAGAUGACAAACCCAGCUCGCCAGGCGACAGCUCCAAGAAGCGAGGUCCCAAGCCCCGGAAAGAACUCCUGGACCCCUCACAAAGGCCCUUGGGAGAACCCAGUGAUGGCCUUGGAGAUUACCUCAAGGGCAGGAAGCUGGACGACACUGCUUCCGGGGCAGGAAAGUUCCCAGCUGGCCACAGUGUGAUCCAGCUGGCUCGAAGGCAGGACUCGGACCUGGCCCAGUGCGGUGUGGCCAGCCCCAGCCCGGCUGAGGCCACGGGCAAGCUGGCUGUGGACACCUUUCCAGCCAGGGUCAUAAAGCACAGGGCCGCCUUCCUGGAGGCCAAAGGCCAGGGCACCCUGGACCCUGGUGGCCCCCGGGUCCGGCAUGGCUCAGGCACCCCCAGCUCUGUGGGGGGUUUGUAUCGGGACAUGGGGGCCCAAGGGGGAAGGCCCUCCCUCAUCGCCAGGAUCCCAGUGGCCAGAAUCCUGGGGGACCCAGAGGAAGAAUCCUGGAGCCCCUCUCUGACCAACUUGGAGAAGGUGGUGGUCACCGACGUGACCUCAAACUUUUUGACCGUCACAAUUAAGGAAAGUAACACGGACCAAGGCUUUUUUAAAGAGAAAAGAUGAAUUGCUGGGUGGGUGAUCCCAGGACAAGAGAGCAGGAGAGAGAGUGAGAGUGCAAACUUGGCAUAAUGCUUUUUAUUUCUGGGUGGGAGGUGGCCUUCUGGCUGGUCCUUUCCCAUCCCUACCUUCACAUAACCCCCUUCCUUUCAUCCCUCCCCCUCAGUUUUGGUUGGAAAGAUUAUCUCUAGAGUUAUAUUUUCUAUUAGAUGUAAAUAUGUUAUUUAAGAAAAAAUAUCUAAAUAUAUAUAUUUCAACUCUUGAAGUUGUUUUAUUUAAACGAGGAGAGAGAGAGACUCAGUGUGGUUCAGUUGGGGCAGACAGGCUGAGGUGGGCAGGAGGGGCCUGACAGCCACCCAGGGCACUAGGGAGGAUGAAGACCUGGGCACUGGGCCUCUGAUGGUGUCAGGAGAGACUCAGCCAGCCCACCUAACCCCUCCUCCCUUUUCCUACAGCCGCAGGUCAGACCCCUGGAACCAAGGCAGGACCCGGAUUUUUUCUCUCUUCCCAUUGGUGGGUCAGGCCAACAAAAGAUUGGCUCCCCAAUCAGAAAGGAAGGGGGUGGGGUCAGUCUUUUAUUCUUUUUCCUAAUUUUUUUUUUUUUUUAAAAUAAAAAAACUGUUGCGGGGAGAAAGUAUUAACUGGAGUAACAUUUUGUGUGUGAGGUUAAAGGUAAAAAGUUGCGGGUGGUUGGGGAGCAGCAGAUUUCUCCCAGGACCACACCAGAAAAAGCACUUUACGGGAGAUGUGUGUGUUGUACACGCAGAUCGGAUCGUGUGUAUGUCAUGUGGACAAAAUCUCCCAGUUCCCUCGAUUCCUUUCCUUACUCCACAGAAAGAAAAGAAAUCCAGCGAAUCUGUUUACAUUCCCGAAAUGCCAGGAUAAAUUGGGAGGAUUGCAUGUCAGUGCCCAGAGUUCGAGGCGGUUCUUGUUUUACAAGAAAAGUGGUCGGGGGUGGACUUUUCCUUUUCGCGUCCUCUAGUUACGCCAGAAGAGACGGUGGCCCCCACCUCCCAGUAAGAGUUGGACUAGCCUCCCUCCCUCGGGGAGGGCGGGCCGCCAGCUCUCAGGAGAAUGUAUGGCCAGACAGGCCCACCCUGCGGGACCCACAGAGGGAGGAGCGGCUGGGAGCGGGGGCCGCAGCUUGGCUGGGAGUGCGAUGGAGGGUCUGGGCUUGGGGCUCGGGGCUCGGAGCCGGCAGGACUCGCAUCCCGGCGGUUUCGGCUGGGAGAGGGGAGGGGCGAGGGGAGGUUUCCAUCCAAGAGUGCGCAUCAGAACUUUUCCUUUUUUUUUUUUACCCCCUUAAAAGCAAAAGCUAUAAUUUAUAGGCCUUUUCGAUUCGCGGAGUGUUCUCUAUUUGAACUCGACAUUCAAACUCCGCCAGAGGGGGAGGAGGAGCGGGAGUUGGAGAAGAGACGGCUGGGGAGGCCUUGCGUGGCGGCGGGUCCCGGGACGCCCCCGCCCCGGCCGACUCCAGACCACGCUGUGCUCCAGGGUCGCAGAACGCACGCUCCUCUUUUGACUCAAAAGCACAAAUCUGUCCCCCUCACAUCCUGGUCCCUUCGAGGAAUGAUCCUGCGGCCUCCCCGCCCUCCCCCACCC